Molecule: messenger RNA, 675 nt
Organism: Atta colombica
Lineage: Eukaryota; Metazoa; Arthropoda; Insecta; Hymenoptera; Formicidae
Exons: 3
Coding region: 187-555 (122 amino acids)
Source: RefSeq, a predicted model, not a curated record
UCUCGAGCGAAUCAGUGCGCGUUUCCCUCUGCCAUUUGCGCGUCGGUACGCGGCAGCGGUGUUACCGGAAUCUCCGACGUGUGCUUACCGGUGCGUAGAAGACGCGUAACCGCCGUGUCGGUUGAGGUGUGCUUUCACGAGUUCGUGUGCGGGAACGUGUGUGGAUUACGAUCAAAAUCGAUCGAUAUGGCGGACACGGAGGUCAAGGAAACAAAAGUCACUACUCCUCAGAAGAAGGUAGUGGAAGAGGAAAAGGAAAUACAAGAGGAAAUUGACGAGGAUUCGAAAGCAUCUGAAAAUGGGGAUACAAAGGAAACCAAAGAGAAUGGCUCGAGCGAGGAGAAGGAGACUGAUGAGAAAGAAGCAGAAUCUACAGAAAACGGAGACUCGUUAGAUGCUCCAGCCGACAGUUGCUGCGUAAAGAGGAAAUCAACGGCCGGAGCUGAUGCAGCAGAGGAUGCACAGGAUGGUGCGAGUCCCGAAAAGAAGUCAAGACUCGAGGAGAAGUGCUCCGAAGCCGAGAAUAACGGCGACGCGGAGGAGGCCACGGCCUAAUAUUCUCUCAUGUUUAUUAUUGACAGACAGACCUAAUCUAUAGAUGCAAUUUUAACUACCGAGUGUGAAGCCAGGGCAGAUCGUCUGUGCAUUUUCAGAGAGAAGAUGGCGAGCAUAAAA